This is a messenger RNA of Gongylonema pulchrum, 456 nucleotides long. NCBI's taxonomy places the organism in Eukaryota, Metazoa, Nematoda, Chromadorea, Rhabditida, Gongylonematidae. The record is from the annotation of a GenBank genome assembly.
AUGAAUCACAACUUCACAGUGGAGUUGCGCAUACUCUGGCACAACUGCGACCAGCAGUUUUGGAUGCCGAAAGGAAGAGCUGUUGUCAAGAAGACAAUCAACCACUGUCAAGGCUGUCGAAGAUGGAAGGCAAAGCCAUAUCAAUUACCGCAGUUUCCUGCACAUUCGAAAAAUCGAGUAAAUCCGUCAGGAGCCUUCCAACAUAUAGGGAUGGACUACAUGAGUCCAAUCAACGCAGCAACAGUGAAUGUACCAAUUCUAUGCGACAACACAAUUCAAUCCAAGUUGGCAGCUAAGACAGCCGAAACUGUAAUCAAACACAUCAGCCGAGAACUAGAAGAUUACGGUUCAACAAGUGCUAUCGAUUGGAAGUUUACAACCGAAUCAACGCCAUGGAAAGGUGUCUUGUAUGAAAGCUUGGUGGGUCUCGUCAAGGAAUCGUUUCUAGUACCGUAG